This is a messenger RNA of Micromonas pusilla CCMP1545, 423 nucleotides long. RefSeq lists its product as uncharacterized. Gene Ontology annotation, cellular component: mitochondrion. The coding region runs from base 117 to 356 and encodes 79 amino acids. NCBI's taxonomy places the organism in Eukaryota, Viridiplantae, Chlorophyta, Mamiellophyceae, Mamiellales, Mamiellaceae. The transcript is spliced from 2 exons. The record is from RefSeq and is a predicted model, not a curated record.
CGCGGAGACGCGCGCGCGCCUCCCCGCGCGAACGCCGCCGUCGAACGACCGCUCGAUCGCGCGCGCGAGUAGGAGAGAGACCCUCUGCGCGGAGGAGACGUGGAAGAAAAACACAAAUGGGCGGAGCAGGACGCGAGAUGGUCGCGACGCAGAAGGACAUGCAGGACGCGAAGAUCGACCUCGCGCACCGCGAUUUCUGCGCGCACCUGCUCAUCCCCCUGAACGAGUGCCGCAAGGCGGAGUAUUACAUACCGUGGAAGUGCGGCCACGAGAGGCACGCGUACGAGAAGUGCCAGUACAAAGAGUACAUGAUGCGCGUCGCGCAGCAGAAAGCGGCGAAAGGUGCCGCGCACUGACGGCGGGGACUCGAGAGCGAGCGAGCCAGGGCCUCCGAGGCGGGCUGAUGAAAUUUAUAUGAGAAUC